Molecule: messenger RNA, 2730 nt
Organism: Naegleria gruberi
Lineage: Eukaryota; Heterolobosea; Eutetramitea; Acrasida; Naegleriidae
Product: DEAD/DEAH box helicase
Exons: 3
Coding region: 1-2709 (902 amino acids)
Biological process (GO): establishment of sister chromatid cohesion; nucleobase-containing compound metabolic process
Cellular component (GO): nucleus
Molecular function (GO): hydrolase activity, acting on acid anhydrides, in phosphorus-containing anhydrides; ATP binding; DNA helicase activity
Source: RefSeq, a predicted model, not a curated record
AUGUCCACCACAACACGAAAAACCUUUCCCUCACAACAGCAACAAUCAUCAUCACAUAAUGUGACAAGUAAAAAUCCACCAUCAACCUCAUCCUCCACAAUAAACUCCACCAACAAACCAAAAAGAAACUUUUCCUUUCCCUAUGAAAAACCAUAUGAUAUCCAACAACAAUAUAUGGAACAAUUAUUUGAUACUAUCCAAAGUGGCAAGGUAGGAAUAUUCGAAUCUCCAACAGGAAGUGGUAAAUCAUUGAGUUUAAUUUGUGGAGCCUUGUCAUGGCUCUAUGCUCAUUAUGCAGAAAGAGAUGGAAUUAGUAAUGAAAAUAAUGAUCAACAUCAACAUCAUUAUGUAAACUCAACUUGUUUAAAGAGAAAAUUGAAUAGUGAUAAUGAUGAUGAAGAACCUUCAUGGGUCACUGAACAAACAUUAAAAAGACAAAAGGAUGAAGAAGAAUUGGAAAGAAAGGAACGAUUGGAAAAGAGUAAGAAGAAUGUUCAAAAGUAUGAUGAGAGGAGACAACAAUUUCUUGCAGAUACCAUUCUAAAGGAGAGUGAUGAUGAUUUAUUAUUGAAUGAAGUGGAUGUUCUAGAUAAGAUUGGAAUUAAUAAUGAAUUAUUAAAGGAUUUAUAUGAUGAAGAUGAUAGUGAUGAUGAAAGACCAAUCUUUUCCACAAGUUAUGGUCAAAAGAAAGCAGUUGAGGAGGAUAAUUUUGAAACACCUAAAAUUAUAUAUUGCAGUAGAACACAUUCUCAAUUGAAUCAAUUUGUUCAGGAAUUGAGAAAGACUGAAUUUUCAAAGAAGGUUAGAGUUUCUAAUAUUGCCUCGAGACAAGUUUUAUGUAAUAACGAAGAUGUGCUCUAUAGAAAAACAAAGAAUGGAAAUAUUCAAAAUUCUCUCAAUGCAAUCAAUGAGAAAUGUCAAUAUUUGAGAGAUAAAAAGGCAUGUUCUUAUGAUAAUGAUCCCUCACUAUUUAAAGAUCACAUGACUGUUAAGGUACAUGAUAUUGAGGAUUUAUUGGAUUUGGGAAAGAGAUUGAAAAUUUGUUCUUAUUUUGGAACAAGAAAGGCACUUCCUAUAUCAGAGUUAAUUUGCAUGCCUUACAAUUCACUUAUUCAUGAACAAACUAGAAAAUCACUUGGUAUCUCAACAUUGAAGGAUUGUGUUGUAAUUAUUGAUGAAGCUCACAAUUUGAUUAAUGCUAUCCAUCAAAUGCAUUCUGUCGAAUUGGACAUUACUCAACUUUAUUUAGUUAAUGAGACACUUAAUAGUUAUUAUACUAAAUUCAAGAAUAGACUUUCAAGUACCAAUCAAACAAAUAUUAACAGACUAUUAACAAUUAUUAACAAUAUGAUAACCUAUCUUAAUACUGUAAAGAAACCAUCUACUCUUAAUAUUAUUGCAGAUGAAGGAACUGGUUCUAAUGAUAUUGGUGGAUUUAUUGUUUCCAUUACUGAUCUCGUUUUUGAGACUAAAUUAGAUAAUAUUAAUUUAUUUGAUAUUGCAGAAUUUAUAGAAAAGUCAGAUUUAACUAAAAAGUUGAACAUGUUCAUGGAAAGACAAGACUCUAAUAAUCAAACUGUUACCAUUCACAAUAACAAGACAGUGAAGAGAAACAAUUACUCUGCAAACUAUGUACAAUACAAUGCAACAAAACCCUCAAUAGAUGUAUCUAAAAUUAUCACACCAGCAACAAGUAAUAUUGCUGUAAAUAAUUUUAUUAAAUUCCUUCUCCUUAAUCCUAGUGUAUACUUUCAAUCUAUUUUAAAAGAAGCUAGAUCAGUAAUUUUAACUGGAGGAACUAUGGAACCAAUACAACAAUUAAUACAACAAGUAUUUCCCAAAACAGAAUCUUCCAAAAUUCACAUUUAUCAAUGUGAUAAGCACAUUGUUCCCCAAAAUCAUUUCUUACCGAUCGCCCUUUCCAAAGGUGUCGACGAUAUUGUAUUAGAUUUCACCUUUAAAAACAGACAAAAGAAUGAUGCCCUAACAAAAAGUUUGGGUAAAAUGAUAGUGAACUUGUGUAAUAUUGUUCCUGAUGGUGUUGUACUGUUCUUCCCUAGCUACCAAUAUGAGAAGACAGUAUUCGAAUACUGGAAGAAUAAUGGUAUAAUUGGCCAAAUAGAAAAGAAAAAGAAAUUCUUGAGAGAGGCAAGCACCAAUGAGGAACCCAACUCAUCAUUGGAAAAAAUCUUACAGGAAUAUAAGAAGAUUAUUGAUCAUAAUUUUGGAAAUUCUAGAUAUAAUGGAAGUGUUUUGAGUUGUGUUGUGGGAGGUAAACUUUCAGAGGGAAUUAACUUUUCAGAUGGAUAUGGUCGAUUGAUAAUUGUCGUUGGAAUGCCUUAUCCAAAUACUACCGAUCCUGAAUUGGUAGAACAACAGAACUUUUUUGAAAAAACCACCAAAGUCAGUAAGGGAGAAUAUUUAGACAAUCUUUGUAUGAAUGGAGUUAAUCAAUCAAUUGGAAGAGCAAUUAGACAUAGUAAGGAUUAUGCAACUGUUCUUUUAUUAGAUAAGAGAUAUCACCAAUCGAGAUUAACAAACAAACUCUCAAAGUGGAUAAGAAAAGGCGUUCAAAUUCAAGAUUCAUUUGGAAAGAGUGUUAACUCUAUUGAGCAAUUCUUUAAAGAGAAAUCAAAAUAUCAAUCAGAUAUUGAGAAGAGUAGAAAAGAUCAAUGGAUCAAGCUAACAACAACAACACUUAAAAAGUAAAUAAUUUAGAAAUUUAUAAUU